AGCGGAAAUGAAAGUUCACUAGCGACAGCAGCGGAGCACAGCUAAAAAAGAGCUGUGAGGUCAUGGCAGCUGCCAGCGUGAGCAGACCUGGCGGUGCCCAGACCACUGAAAAGUCUCAGUUGAUCUUAAAAGUGGUUUCAGCGAAGCCCCAGUCUCCCAAGCUGCCAAACCGUCACUCUCGACUCAGCUCCUUUGUCGAGGUGACUGCAGACGGCCUCACCAGUGAAACCAAAAAAACAGGCAAACGCAGCGGACACCUCGAGCUGCAGUGGAAUGAAGACCUCACCCUUAAUGUGACACCUCAGAGUCGUCUGGAUCUGAAGCUGUGGAGCUGCCACACCCUGAGGAAGGAGCUACUGGGCAGCGCCACUAUAGACCUGCUGGACACACUGCGCACACACGAUGGCAAGAUGGAGAAUGUCCAGCUGAGUCUGGUGCUGCAGACGGAGAACAAAGGCUCGGUUGUAGCGGGAGGCGAGCUCAACGUCUGUCUCGACGGCAUGGUUGUUGAUCUGGGCACGCUGCCGAAUGGCAGCACGGCAGCAGACAAGAUACUUCAGGCAGACAGACCCAACCUGAGGAGGACACAGAGUGAGGAAACUCCCAGUACAGCUGAAUCUCAUAGCAGGAGUAACAGGCACUCAGUGGGAGGUUCCCAGGGCAGCUCCCCAGGGUGCUCCAGAGGGGGCUCACUGACAAACGGGGACCUGAAUGAGGAGCAGAUCUCUGGGGCGGGCUCGUCUGCUCGCCAUCGGUCCUCCAAGAGUCACUUCAGCCCUGGAAGCAGUGCAGACAAAGUUGAGUUGACGUCUAACGGGCUGGAGAGUCGCGGGGGCGUGGCCCGUCACACACCUCCUCCAUCCUCUCCAUCAGGUCGAUCCCCAGCUGCCAGUAGCAGCAGCAGUAGCCCUUCUCCAGGUCAGGAUGCCCUGGGUCCGGCCACGCCGGCGGAGCCCACUCCCAACGCCACCUCCAGCACCGAGCAGGCCAGCAACAGCACCACAGAGUCCAACACAGACUCACUCCCGGCAGGCUGGGAGCAGAGGGUGUUGCCUCAUGGAAGAGUGUACUAUGUUGACCACAACACUAAAACGACAACCUGGGAGAGACCACUGCCACCAGGCUGGGAGAAGCGAGUGGACCAGCGGGGCAGGUUCUACUACGUGGACCACAACACCAGAACCACCACAUGGCAGAGGCCCACAGCGGAGUCUGUGCGCAACUACCAGCAGUGGCAGAGUCAGCGCAGCCAACUGCAGGGCGCCAUGCACCAGUUCAGUCAGCGCUUCCUCUACCAGCCGUCUGGUGCUCCGGUGGAAAAUGAUCCUCUGGGCCCACUGCCUCCUGGAUGGGAGAAGCGUCAGGACAAUGGCAGAAUUUACUUUGUCAACCACAACACACGGACAACACAAUGGGACGAUCCUCGGACCCAAGGGAUGAUCAAGGAGCACCCCCUGCCCCCGGGCUGGGAGAUGAAGUACACCGCCGAGGGAGUCCGAUAUUUUGUGGACCACAACUCGCGCACCACCACCUUUAAAGACCCCCGACCUGGGUUUGAGUCAGGGUCACGGCAGGGCGGUUCACCUGGUGCUUACGACCGCAGCUUCAGGUGGAAGUACCACCAGUUCCGUUUCCUGUGUCAUUCCAAUGCCUUGCCCAGCCACGUAAAGAUCUCGGUGUCCAGACAGACGCUGUUUGAGGAUUCAUUUCAGCAGAUCAUGAAUGUGAAGCCAUACGACCUACGCCGCAGACUCUACAUCAUUAUGAGAGGAGAGGAGGGGCUGGACUACGGAGGCAUUGCCAGGAAAUCCUCCUCGCAGGCUUUGUAUCAUGGAAAGUUCAUCGACACCGGCUUCACGCUGCCAUUCUACAAGCGAAUGCUCGACAAGAAACCCACGCUGAAAGACCUGGAGUCCAUAGACCCUGAGUUUUAUAACUCCAUCAUGUGGGUCAAAGAAAACAACCUGGAGGAGUGUGGCGUAGAGCUGUAUUUUGCACAGGACAUGGAGAUCCUCGGGAAGGUUUCCACUCACCAGCUGAAAGACGACGGAGAGAACGAGCUGGUCACAGAGGAAAACAAGGAAGAGUACAUCAGCCUGCUGACAGACUGGAGAUUCACUCGUGGAGUGGAGGAGCAGACCAAAGCCUUCCUGGACGGCUUCAACGAAGUGGUCCCUCUGGAGUGGCUUCGCUACUUUGACGAGAAGGAGCUGGAGCUGAUGCUGUGUGGGAUGCAGGAGAUCGACUUGGCCGACUGGCAGAAGAACACCAUCUAUAGACACUACACCAAGAACAGCAAGCAGAUCCACUGGUUCUGGCAGGUGGUGAAAGAGAUGGACAACGAGAAGAGAAUCCGUCUGCUUCAGUUUGUAACGGGAACCUGUCGGCUGCCUGUCGGAGGCUUCGCUGAGCUCAUAGGAAGUAACGGUCCCCAGAAGUUCUGCAUAGACAAGGUGGGGAAGGAGACUUGGCUUCCAAGAAGCCACACAUGCUUCAACCGUCUGGACCUGCCGCCCUACAGAAGCCUGGAGCAGCUCCGAGAGAAACUCCUGUUCGCCAUUGAGGAGACGGAGGGAUUUGGACAGGAGUGAUGCAGGAAACGGAUGCGAGACAGCUAAAAGAGAACACUUAAUUCAAUGGGAUAGUUUUUUGUUAUUAAUAUAUAUAAUUUUGCAUUUGUUAAUCACAGGGCUGAGAAAUCACCUGUCAUCUUUAGCCCCUCACCUGGAGGGGAUCAUGUUUGUGAACUGAAUCAUGGCAUAAAGGCGGAGCUGGGAGAUGGAGACACAAGAACAUAGAGGAAAAGUGUGAAUGCUUUCUUGUGUGUAUGUGUGUGGUUGCUCACAUUAAUGCCAUUGUGUAUAUGCAUAUAAAUGGUGUGUAUGUCUACGUGGGUUGGACAGGAUGGCACAUACAGAGAAUUAUAUUUGACUAGAGUCUCACCCCCACAUAUACACCUACUCACUGCUUAGAAACGCACCGAACCCAGACAACAGGAUAGUUUUAAUGUCAGCAGCGACUCACAACAGCACAGCUACCCGCAAAAUGCAGUAUAACAUAUCUACCAGAGAGAAAUACAUUUUUUAACAUUUUAAGGUGAUGAAAGAGAGAGAGAGAGCUGGAGAGUGUGAGAGACAUAGAGGCAGCGUGUGAGUGCAUGUGUGUGUCCAUAUACGAGAGACAGAGAGCUGUUAUCAUGACCUAGUGCGCCUCUGUUACAGAGGCUAGAGAGAUGAGAUGUGAUCUUAUUUUUUAUUUUUCUGUUACUUGUGAAAUUCAGCAUUUUUCUUCUGUACAUAACUAAAAUAAAUGAGAUUUCAAUCUUGA
Molecule: messenger RNA, 3327 nt
Organism: Epinephelus lanceolatus (giant grouper)
Lineage: Eukaryota; Metazoa; Chordata; Actinopteri; Perciformes; Serranidae
Source: RefSeq, a predicted model, not a curated record